This is a messenger RNA of Penicillium angulare, 879 nucleotides long. RefSeq lists its product as uncharacterized. The coding region runs from base 1 to 879 and encodes 292 amino acids. The transcript has 4 exons. The record is from RefSeq and is a predicted model, not a curated record. Gene Ontology annotation, molecular function: ATP hydrolysis activity; ATP binding. Lineage: Eukaryota; Fungi; Ascomycota; Eurotiomycetes; Eurotiales; Aspergillaceae.
AUGUUUGUGGAAUGCGCAGUGAGUGCUCUUGGGGAUGUGAACUGGUUACCUGAAUCAUUUGACUGCCUGCAAAUUCCGCCAGAGAACAAGACACUUCUCUUAUCAAUGGCGAAAACCCGCUUGGGUUUGAUACCGACAGUACCCUUUGACGACUUAAUUGACGGAAAAGGUCAAGGACUCAACAUUCUUUUGGAUGGCCCACCGGGCGUUGGAAAGACAUUCACUGUUGAAGCAACAUCGGAAUAUUUCAAGCUACCUCUUUAUUCGAUAUCUGCAGGCGAGCUCGUCGUCGACCACGGAGAUUCUAAUGCGUUUGAACAACAACUUGAGACUAUAUUCAAGAUCGCUCAUCACUUCAAAGCCGUGUUCCUCUCGGACGAGGCAGAUGCAUUUAUUGAGCAGCGUACAUCUUAUCACGGUGCUCACAAUCGACUGGUGACUGUUUUCCUCCGAAAGCUGGAAUAUUAUCAAGGCAUUUUGUCCUUGACUUCAAAUCGGGGUAUUCAAUUUGAUGAUGCAAUCCUCAGUCGGAUCCAUCUAAUCAUCAAGUAUCAAGGCUUGAGUAGGGAAUGUCGUAGGGAUGUCUGGUCAACUUUUCUGACCAGGGCACAUACAGUUCAAGGGUCUGCCAAGAUCGAGGAGCACGACCUUCGGCGGUUGGGGGCUUUACAUCUCAAUGGACGAGAGGUGGGUUCCGGAGCGCUGUCGUACACUUCUUGUUUGCUGACUGAAAUCGAUAAGAUCCAAAACAUCGUAGCAAUUGCACAUGCUCUCGCUGAGGCGAAUGCCAGCCAAGUGAACUAUAAAUACCUUGAGUUAGCCGCCGGCUCGCGUCAGGAAUUUUCGAAGGAGUUUGGCAGACAGGAAAUGUAUAUCUAG